Molecule: messenger RNA, 744 nt
Organism: Closterium sp. NIES-65
Lineage: Eukaryota; Viridiplantae; Streptophyta; Zygnematophyceae; Desmidiales; Closteriaceae
Source: the annotation of a GenBank genome assembly
AUGGCAGGUUGGAGGGUGGUGCUGGUCGGUGCAAUCUCGCUGAGCCCAGCUACUUCUUCCCCAGCCCCAUCAACCCUUCUCCUUCCUCUGCCGCCUCGCCUCCCGUCCCUCUCCACUACGCCCCUCCUCUCCUCUCCUCUCCGCCCUCUCCUCUCCGCCCCUAUCCUCUUCUCGUCCCCUCUCCUCUACGCCAUUCUCCUCUCUGCACCGCUCCUCUACGCCAUUCUCCUCUCUGCACCGCUCCUCUACGCCAUUCUCCUCUCUGCACCGCUCCUCUACGCCAUUCUCCUCUCUGCACCGCUCCUCUACGCCAUUCUCCUCUCUGCACCGCUCCUCUACGCCAUUCUCCUCUCCACCCCUCGCCUCUCUCCUCUCCGCCCCUCUCCUCUCUGCCCCACUCCUUUCCGCCUCUUCCUCUACGCCUCUCUCCUCUCCGCCCCUCUCCUCUCUGCCCCACUCCUUUCCGCCUCUUCCUCUACGCCUCUCUCCUCUCCGCCUCUCUCCUCUCCGCCCCUCUCCUCUCCGCCCCUCUCCUCACCGCCCCUCUCCUCUCCGCUCCUCCCCGCUACGCCCCUCUCCCUAGGUGGAGAACAAGGGAUCGGCGCAGAAGGGGGCGGCUGGAGCGGAGGGCAUUGCUUCCCCUCUGAUACAAAGGCGGUCACGCGGCAUUCGAAGGUCACCAAGGGUCGCGAGCGGCAUUUCGCGUAUCUCAAGCGGUGCAACGGGAGGGACAGGCGCGGCUGA